AAUCACCAAAAGCAAAAGAGCUCAGGUCAGGGUGAGAUGAAAGACCAAGAUACUGAGACAGAAACAUCCGGGAGAACCGACGAUCAGAAGCCUCAACAGCCCAUCUGCAGAUCUGUGGAGGUCACUGAUCUCGAGGAACCUCACACCAGUGUUCUUCAAGUCCCUCCUGCUGCUGAGCCUCUGGUGCAGAAAGACCUCCAAACUCAAGUCCACGAUGCUCCAGUCAGUGUGAGAGCAGGUGAAGUGUCUCCUCUGAUGAUAGAGUUGGACAGCAAUGAAGUGGACACGAGACCUGAAGACAACAUUUGCUGCCGAUAUGCAAUUGGCAGCAAGCUGGGUCAAGAUGGAUUUGGCGCCGUCUAUAAGGCGACUCGUUUGGAGGAUAGACUUAAGGUGGCUGUGAAAUUCGUCAAAAAGACAAAACACACAGAAUAUAUCAGCAUUCCUGAUCAUCCCAAGCCCCUUCCCAAAGAAGUCGCCCUGACAAUUCUGGCCAAUAAAGACCCAGUGAUGGAUAUUAUUAGGCUGCUGGACUGGCAGGACCAGCAGAACUUCUACGUCAUUGUCGUCCAGCGCUUCUCACACUGCAUGGAUGUUUUCCGCUUUGUGCAACGCAAUGGAGGCAGCAUCGAUGAGAAGUUAGCGAGGCUCAUCAUGUUUGGGGCAACACUAGCCGCCAGUGCAUGUUGUAGACGUGGAGUUUACCAUGGGGACAUCAAGUUAGAGAACCUGCUGAUAAACUUGGAGAACCUCCAAAUCAAACUAAUUGACUUUGGAUGUGGAAGUGUCCUGAAAGAAUCUGCCUACACAAGAUUCAGUGGAACAGUUAUGUACCGCCCUCCCGAGUACAUACUGAAGGGUGAGUUCCAUGGAAAGCCAGCGACGGUCUGGUCUUUAGGGAUCCUCUUGUUCAGAAUGCUGUGUGGACACUUUCCAGAUAGUUUCGACUUCUACAGGACCAACUUGAACACCUGGUCCAAACCUGGCUUGACAGAAGAAUGCUGCCAUUUGAUCUGCUCCCUUCUGCAGCAAAAGCCAGAACGUCGGAUUGACCUGUACAGGAUUGUUUACCAUGACUGGUUUUAGUCUAAACAGCCCAAGGCCCUUCCCCAAAACGUCGACCUAUCAAUCCAGUGAUGGACAUUAUUAAGCUGCUGGACUGGAAGGACCAUCAGGACGUCUACAGUUUUUCAGUCGUCCAGCGUUUAUCACACUGCAUG
This is a messenger RNA of Carassius carassius (crucian carp), 1220 nucleotides long. Its product is annotated as serine/threonine-protein kinase pim-2-like. Gene Ontology annotation, cellular component: cytoplasm. The transcript has 8 exons. Bases 37 to 1086 code for a protein of 349 amino acids. Gene Ontology annotation, molecular function: ATP binding; protein serine/threonine kinase activity. Lineage: Eukaryota; Metazoa; Chordata; Actinopteri; Cypriniformes; Cyprinidae. The record is from RefSeq and is a predicted model, not a curated record. Gene Ontology annotation, biological process: regulation of mitotic cell cycle; protein autophosphorylation; negative regulation of apoptotic process.